This is a messenger RNA of Cephus cinctus (wheat stem sawfly), 7241 nucleotides long. RefSeq lists its product as uncharacterized. NCBI's taxonomy places the organism in Eukaryota, Metazoa, Arthropoda, Insecta, Hymenoptera, Cephidae. Gene Ontology annotation, cellular component: membrane. Bases 627 to 6344 code for a protein of 1905 amino acids. The record is from RefSeq and is a predicted model, not a curated record. Gene Ontology annotation, biological process: transmembrane transport; monoatomic ion transport. Gene Ontology annotation, molecular function: protein binding; monoatomic ion channel activity. The transcript has 7 exons.
UGAUUUUGCACGCUAAACACGCCUUCUCCAAGGCAGACAAUUCCGUGAUACAUACAAAAUGUAACGAAGUUUAAUUUUGCUGAGUGAUCGAAUAGCGAUAGUUAUAUUCAGGUCACCAGGUAAAUGAACCGUACGCACAUGAAUCAUACGAUAUUGGACUAGUGAAGCAGUAUGUGAUUUUAUUAAAAAUGUGUCAGUGUUUCAAUUCGUGUACAGUGAUAAAGUGUAUGAGAUUAAAACUACAACAAAAUUUAUCAAGUACUUCGUUUUGAGUUAUAGGAUUUUCAACAAUUGGUCUGCCAAGAAGAAAUGGAAUAUCAUGAUUGUACUGUGGUGACUGGUGACUCCCACUUCUUUGUGGCUCCUGAACAGAACACCCGGUGCUCUCUUGAAAAAUGGUCAGUCCGUUGAGUAGCGUGAUUCUAACAGGACUUUACUGAGCGUAUCCAACGGUUGAGCACUCCUCGUCACAAGUCACAAGUGCUCCUUGAUAACCGGUAAAGCAAGGACGUGGAUCAAUUUCAGUGUAAAACUGCAGUGCAGUCAGUUGUUUUAUCGGUUUUCCCAAAGGUGCAGUGAGAGGAAAGGUGUGCCAUGUAACUGCUAGGAAGGCUUAAUCAGAAGAGAUGGAAGGAAACAAUCGGGAGCAGCAGCAACAGUCGGCUGCACCGGUUCUGCCUCCACCUAAGAAAAGGGUCCAGAUGGAUAGAGCAGUGAGCAUGCAAUUUCCACCGGCCAACGCGUCUCCCAUCGCAAAGCACAGAACUACGACAUCUUUGCUUCUAACGCGAUGGCUAGUUUCAAGAAGGGCAUCGUCGCCAGUACUUGAAUCUGGAGUACAGUCUGGCGAAUGCGACUUGGAUUAUGGAACUCCACCACCCAUCGAGGAGCCUCAUUGCUACUCCAUGUGUCUCAGUGACAGUUCCUGCAGCGAGGAAGGGAAUAGUUCACUCAGGAUCACCAAGGAUAUCAUUAAGAAUUUAUUGACGGAACAUAUGCGCGGAUUGGGUGGUCGCCUUCAGUACUUUGAGGAUUUGGAAUCCGGGAAGAUCAACGAGGAAAAUUUAGAGCGUGUCUUGGACGGAUGCAGACCUCAGGAAAUAAACGCUAUGUUGUUGUAUUCUAGCUUUCUUGGGAAAGGAGCCCUGAUUCCGGGAUUGCAUAAAGCUGGAGCUGAUCUCAAUCACUCCGAAUACGAGCAGGGACUGACGGCUCUUCAUCUCUGUGCGUUUAGUAAUUCCCUUGUGGGAAUUCGUUACUUAAUGGCAAAUGGCGCCAAUGUGAACUCUUGCAAGGUUCACACACCCUUUCAUUAUGCGGCCUUUGGAAACUCGUACGACGUGGCUCAUUUUUUCUUACAACAAGGCCUGAAUCAGAAUCCGAUACAGUGCGAAGAAUCCGUUCUGCACGUAGCAACCAGAAGCAACGCUCUGGACGUUGUCACGUUGCUGGCACCAAAUAAUCCUUGUUUAAAUCGUCUGGAUUGUCAUGGAUUAGCUCCCGUUCAUUAUGCAGCUGACAGAGGAGACGCAGCCUGCUUGAGGGAAAUACUGAAAGCCGGAUGUCAAGUGAAUUUAUUAACGCAGAAAGGAGACACUGCACUGCACUUGGCAGCGGAAGCUGGAUGUGCAGAAAAUUUGGAACUUCUCGUUGAGAACGGUGCUGAUGUUAAUUUGCGAAAUCACAGAGGUCAGACUGCACUUCACUUGGCAGCUAGAGCUCAUGCACUCGAGUGCGUCGAGGUCCUAUUACGAAAAGGAGGUAGCGAUCCAAAUGUAGAAGAUAAUGACGGUAGGACGCCAUUGCAUCUGGCCUUAGGCAGAUCGUUACUCGCCUACGAUAUCUCGGACUGUCUAAUCACCUGGAAAGCUAAUGUGAAUAAAUCUGAUAAAUACGGCUACACGCCGCUUCACGUGGCUGCAUUGAAUGAAUUAUCGCAGUGCGUAGACACGCUUAUUCAGCACGGAGGUGACCUGAGCGCUACCACGAAAGGUGGCACCACAGCCCUAUCUAUAAUAUUGCGCAAGACGCCAUCUUCUUUGAACGCCUUCAAACAGAGGUUGGAUGCUUCGAUAACCCUACAUCAACACGGAUCGGCAACUGGAGAAGUGGAAUUGCGGUUGGACUUUCAUCCUCUGCUUCAACAUCAGCACCAGGGAGAGAUUGGAUACCUGGGAGCAUUUGUGAAGGAAGGAUACAAGGAAAUCUUGGAACAUCCACUCUGCCAAUCUUUCCUUCACCUCAAGUGGCAAAAGAUACGAAAAUACUACGUCGGCAGAUUAUUAUUUUAUCUGCUCUACGUUCUCGUUCUAACUACUUGGGUCAUGACGGUUUUGGCUUACAAUUGUUACAACGAAUCUCAUGGACAGAUCGAUGAUUCUGUCGAACCGCUCUGUCGCAACUCUACCGGAUUAAAUGGCUUCCUGUAUCGACAUCCUGUAUUCAUGGAAGUGGAGUGGUAUGUAUUAAUGGUCCUGACCGUCCUCGAAACUGUUCGAAAAUUAUUCGGUAUCUUUACGUAUCGAUCAAUCAAGCAGUUUUUCGGCCAGGCUGAGAACGUAGUCGAGUGGUGCGUUAUACUUUGCGUUUUCGCAACAUCCUUCAUAUACACAGGCAGAACCUACACCUGGCAGAGUCACUUGGGUGCUUUUGCCGUUCUCUGUGGUUGGUUUAAUCUGAUGCUAAUGAUCGGUCAGCUUCCAAUGUUUGGCGCCUACGUAGCAAUGUUCACCAGCGUCCAGGCGCAGGUCUUCAAACUUCUGUUGGCCUACGCUUGCCUACUCUUUGGAUUCACUGCGAGCUUCUGCGUGAUAUUUCCAAGUUCCAAAGCAUUCAGCAGUCCUCACACUGGUCUGAUAAAAGUACUGGUGAUGAUGACGGGCGAAUUGGACUUUGAAGAUCUCUUCUUUCCAAUGGAAAAGGAUAGUGGGAAAACAAAGGACGGGAGCAGCGCAUCCUGGUUUCUUCUUCAAGUUUCGGCUCAACUCUCGUUUGUUCUUUUCGUACUCUUUGUUACCAUUGUCCUUAUGAAUCUUCUGGUUGGCAUAGCCGUGCACGAUAUAAAAGGACUGCAGAAAACAGCUGGCUUAGCUAAGUUGGUACGCCAGACUAAAUUAAUCUGUGACAUGGAGGCUGCCCUGUUUCUGGGUUUACUUCCUCGGGGAGUGAAGAAGAUCUUACGUUGGACCACGCUGGUACUUCCGUCUCCAUUGCGCGUGGUGUUAACGGUCAGGCCAUUGAAUCCAAGAGAGACCAGGUUACCAAGAGACGUUCUGUCUGCAGCUCACAAGGUAGCCAAGGAACGUAAGUUCACAACGGGAACGUUGUCCAGUAAGAGAAGCAACAGCACCGCCUACACGUAUCUGAAGAGCGACGCUUAUUCGACGAUUCGACGCCCAGUUAAUAAUAAUGACGAUGACGUCUUUGAUCACGAAGAUACCAACAAGGUUAAGGAAGACAUUUUGGAAUUGAAAAGAAUCUGCGAGCAGAAUCAGAGGUUGAUUCAGGAUUUGCUCAUGACACUGGCUAUGGAUAAGAGAUUCAAUCCUAACAGAGAUGAUUUUGAUCUCAAUAGAGGACGAAGCGUGUCGGUUUCAGCGCCUCUGAGCGUCGCCAGUGGGACAAUACAGAAAUGUGCUCGUGGACAUGACAGUGACUGCGUUUUAGGAAAUACCUUUGCGAGUCGGCCGACCAUCAUGGAGAACACGGAGAUGCACACGCUGCAUCCACCAACCGAAUUAAACGGGAAGCUGCGCAGGAAUUCAUCAUCGAGAUUGGCAGAGUUCGCCAAGAUAAAUCAUCUCUCAGCUAGACUGUCGCCAGUUUCCAAAUCAGCCAGAAAUUUUAUCCUGGGCAAUCUGCAGGACAACUACAACUGGAUCGAUCCUGAAGAUGGACGUUGCACGAGAGACACCUCAGAGAUAGAUGCUGGAGAAGCACCGCCGAUCGACGAUUCCCUCUUCUUCGACAACCUGGAGUGUCUCCGGAACGUGAAGAUCAACAACAAGAGCAUCAAGUCAUCCCUGUGGUCAGCGGUCAGUGUCCCAGAGAUGAAGCUGCUACUGGAUAUGGAAAAGGGUAGGCUGUCUAAAAGUUCAGAUGGGUAUAUACUUCCGGAAAAUACUACUGCCAGGUUCAAGAACAUCGCAUACAUCUGGGCGUGCUUCAGGAACCUGACGGACAUCCUGCCGACCCUGGAAGCCUUGGGCGCGGAUCCACAGUACGUGGAGAAGCAGACGGGAACGAACGGCAUCCUGGCUGCUUCUGUGGCGGACAGCGUCUCUUGUCUGGGAUACCUCGUGGAACGUGGUGCUGAUGUCAACUUCGUGAACCCAGUGAACAACUACAGUCCGCUUCACUUUGCUGCCUGUGGAAAUGCUGGGAAUUCCGUGAGAUUCCUACUGAGCCAUGGAGCCACGUUGUCCACCGCCUGCUACGACGUCGAUCCUGUUUUACACUGCGCCGCCAGAGCGCAAUCCGUGGACGUGGUGAAGAUUCUACUGGAGCACGGUGCCAGUGUCGUGCAGAAGAAUCAUCCAGGAGAAACGCCACUUCACGUCGCCUGCCUGGCCCAGUCUGUACCUUGUGCUGAGCUUUUGCUGAAGUCUCCUGGAAUCGACGUGAAUGCUGUCGAUCGUGUUCAUAGAUCUCCACUUCAUUAUACAGUGAUGAAUACUGACUCUUCGGUUGAUUUGAUCGACCUGCUGAUCAAACAUGGGGCUGCAGUUAAUGCCAGUGACAAGGAUGGCUUCACCCCCCUGCAUAUCGCAGCCCUUAACGAACUGUCGAAUUGCGUUGAGGUCUUGGUGUGGGCUGGCGCCGACGUUAGCGCCACUACGAAGACCGGUGUCUCUGCACUUAAUAUUAUGCUUCGGAAAAUUCCAGAGACACUGGAAGUCAUCAGGCAGCGAUUGGACGCGUCGAUUAAAUUGCGACGUCCGGUUCCCCAUAAUCGAGAAUUCGAGAUGCGAUUUUACUUCGACUUACUCUUCCCGAGCAACAACGUCUGCGAGACCAGCAUCAUCAACACUUUCGUCGAGGAACAUCAAAAGGAUCUUCUCUCGCACCCUCUGGUGAUGGCGUUUCUUCAUUUGAAGUGGGAGAAAAUACGAAAGUUUUAUCUGCUCAGAAUAUUUCUUUAUAUUCUCACAGUCGUAUUCAUGACAACCUAUGUUCUCACUGCUCUGGCGUACAAGUGUUACAAUCACAGCGGACUGGACGCUUCGAAAUUAUGUACAAACAAGCGUAUAUCUGGGAUUUUCUUUCGUAAAUCAAUUAUAGAAGUGGAGUGGUACAUUUUAUUAAUUCUAACCUGCAUCGCCAUUCCGCGCAAGGUAUUUGGAUUUAUGGUGCAUCGAUCGGCCAGGCUGUAUUUCUCUUGUAUUGACAAUAUACUGGACACCAUUGUUAUAGUCAGUGUUUUUGCCACCUCGUUUGUCUACACCGGAAGAACGUACGACUGGCAAAAUUACGUGGGCGCGUUCGCUAUACUUUGUGCCUGGACCAAUCUGAUGCUGAUCGUUGGUCAACUUCCGACAUUUGGUACCUACGUCGCCAUGUUCACUCACAUACAAUUCGAGUUCGCUAAGCUCCUAUUGGCUUACUCCGGAUUGCUGAUCGGUUUCACUGUAAGCUUUUGUGUCAUUUUCGUCGGGGAACCGUCAUUCGGCAAUCCCUUAACAGGACUGAUAAAAGUCCUCGCCAUGAUGGCUGGUGAAUUGGAUUUCGAAGGAUUGAUCAAUGAGCCCGAUCGGGUGGAUGACGAUUCGCUCGCGGUUUAUCAUCCGCUCUCAGUCUGCUCGCAAAUACUCUUCACUCUCUUCAUAGUCUUCGUCACAGUUAUUUUGAUGAAUUUGUUAGUGGGCAUCGCCGUUCAUGAUAUUCAGGGUCUGCGUAAUCAUGCAGGACUCAUUAAACUAGUACGGCAGACUAAGUUAAUCUUAUUUUCGGAGAUGGUCUUGCAGAGCAACACGAUUCCCUUUGCUGUACGAAAGUGGCUGGUUAAUCACAGGAUUGAGAUCCAGAAUUGGAAACGAGUCCUAAUCGUGAAACCAAUGAACCCGCUGGAAAAACGUUUACCAAAAGAUAUACUGAAGGCAGCAUAUGAAAUUGCCCAAAAGAACGAGCCCUUUUCUAUGGAUGACAACGAAAUGGCACCUGACGAUUAUUCUGUAAUGAAACGAAAAGUACUCGACCAGGAUCUUGAUUCGAGAGCUCUGGAGAAGAUAUCUCAGCUAGUGAAAAUCAAUGAAGAUGAGAUAAAAGUGAUGAAGGCAUAUCUCCAGGAUACCAACAAAAUGCUUGAAGAUCUCAUCAAGCGAUUGGACACCGAAAAUCGCAUUUAAAGAAUUUAGAUACACACAGGCAGAAAUGGAAGAUCAUUUGAUUCCUUGUAACUAAGCACAUUCAACCUACAUACGUCAUUGACUUCUCUGAAAUGGUUCUUGUGAUUUUUUACGCUUAAAAUGCAUUUAUAAGACUCUUUUACUAGACUUCCUUUUCUUCUUAGUCCUGGAUAGGUGAUAGGGUAAAUUACAAGGCAAUGGUCGAGGAUAUUCCACUCGUGGAUUCACAGUUUAUCGAUACUUAAACGCGUACCUGGAUUCUAUCGUGAAUAUCGAUAUCAAGUAUAAUGUUUAUACCGGUACUAACGAAAUAUUUUAUACCGAACCUUAUGAUACAACCAUAUUACAUUUUUUUGGUUAUAUUUCCUCUAAUUUUCACGGGCUUGACUGACGCAGUGGAUGUGGAAGCAAUUGUGACUGGUGGCGGAGUUACUAGCCAAGCUGGUGCCGUUCGUUGGGGGAUUGCAUGGGGUCUCAGAAGUUUUGUCAAUUCAGAGAUGUUGGAAAAGAUGAGAGUUGCUGGACUAUUAACGAAGGACCCUAGAAGUCGUGAAAGGAAGAAGCCUGGACAGGAAGGCGCAAGAAGGAAAUUCACCUGGAAGAAACGUUAAUGGAUUCCUAUAGGGAAAUUUUAACUAUCAUGCCUAUUGACAUACUUCAGUUGUCUAGUAAAUCGUUGUAGCUCAUUAUUCGUGGACGUUUCAAAGUUCGAUUCUUAUUCCAUAUGAUUUACCAUACACUGUAUGACUAUAUUAACAGUUAUAGAGUAGGAUCGCAUUUUUUUUUCUCUGAAAAUACAUCAGUUAUCACAAUAAUGACCAAUAUGUGGAUCACGACGUAGGAUAUUUAAUUAGACAUUUAUUGGGGAAAAUAAAUUUAAUUGAAUUUAUAUGCUAA